Ailuropoda melanoleuca (giant panda) is the source of this 2485-nucleotide messenger RNA. It is a transcript of the gene TNFRSF11A, whose product is annotated as TNF receptor superfamily member 11a. Gene Ontology annotation, cellular component: external side of plasma membrane. Bases 313 to 2007 code for a protein of 564 amino acids. NCBI's taxonomy places the organism in Eukaryota, Metazoa, Chordata, Mammalia, Carnivora, Ursidae. Gene Ontology annotation, biological process: response to interleukin-1; lymph node development; positive regulation of bone resorption. Gene Ontology annotation, molecular function: cytokine binding; tumor necrosis factor receptor activity. The transcript has 8 exons. The record is from RefSeq and is a predicted model, not a curated record.
AGGGGGAGGGAGAGAAUCCUCAAGCAAACGCCCCACUGAGCUCGGAGUAGGACGCCAGUCUCGAUCCCAGGACCCUGAGGUCAUGACUUGAGCCAAAACCAAGAGUCAGACACUUAACUGACUGAGCCACCUAGGUGCCCCAUAACCAGAAUAUUUUUCAAUGCUUAAAUGGAUUUUUAAGCCAAUGCCAGUUGGCUUUAUACAUUCUUAGUGGGGAGUGGGCUACUGUAGGAAAGUGACAUUUUGGGGGGAGGUAAUAUCACAUAGAGCAGUUUCAGGACUAUUUAUGGUAUUUUCUUAUGCUUUUCAACAAUGGAAUUCAGUGAUUCACUUGUUAUUUUAUCCAGAAGGAACUUGUGCAAAAUCUCUACCCGAUGUCAAUUUUCUUUUCAGGUGACUUUUCAGAUCACCCCUCCAUGUACCCGUGAGAGGCAUUAUGAGCAUUUCGGACGAUGCUGUAACAAAUGUGAACCAGGAAAGUACAUGUCUUCUAAAUGCACUACUACCUCGGAAAGUAUAUGCCUGCCCUGUGGCCCAGAUGAAUACUUAGACACCUGGAAUGAGGAAGAUAAAUGCUUGCUGCAUAAAGUUUGCGACACGGGCAAGGCCCUGGUGGCGGUGGAGCCUGGCAACCGGACGGCCCCGCGGCGCUGCGCCUGCACGGCCGGCUACCACUGGAGCGCCGACUGUGACUGUUGCCGCCGCAACGCGGAGUGCGCCCCGGGCUUCGGCGCCCAGCACCCGGUGCAGCUCAACAAGGACACGAUUUGCGAGCCCUGCCUGGUAGGCUACUUCUCCGAUGCCUUUUCUCCCACAGAGAAAUGCAAACCCUGGACCAACUGUAGCAUUCUUGGGGAGACAGAAGUACAUCAUGGGACUGAUAAAUCAGAUGUGGUUUGUAGUUCUUCUCUGCCAUCUGCAAAGCCGCCAAAAGAACCCCAGAUUUACUUGCCCAGUUUAAUUAUUCUGCUUCUCUUCAUAUCUGUGGCAUUAGUCGCUGCUGUCAUCUUUGGUGUUUACUAUAGGAAAAAAGGGAAAGCACUAACAGCUAAUUUGUGGCACUGGGUCAAUGAGGCUUGCGGCAGCCUAAGUGGAAAUAAGCAGGAGUCCUCAGGCAACAAUUUUAGCAGCACUCAUAUGGAAGCCUCCAGUCAGCGUGAAAUUUGUGAAGGUGUCUUACUGCUGACUCUGGAAGAGAAGAUGUUCUCUGAAGAUAUGUGCUGUCCAGACGGCACUGGUUUCUGUGGGGGUGCGUGUGUAGGCGGGGGGCCCAGCACCCAGGGACAGGGGGCCAGGGUGCUCACUUUGGUCAGCGAGAUCGAGGGGGACCCCUUCCGGCAGAUUCCCACAGAAGACGAAUAUGUGGACAGGACCUCCCAGACCCCAGACUCUUCUUUGCUGUGCCUCACUCAGCCUGGGAGCAAAUCCACACCCCCUUUCCCUGAGCCCCUGGAGGUGGGGGAGAAUGACAGUUUAAGCCAGUGCUUCACUGGGACAGAGAGCCUGGCUGAUUCUGAAAGCUGCCACAUCGCGGAGCCCCUGUGUAGGACUGAUUGGAUUCCCAUAGCCUCCGAAAAGUACUUGCAAAAAGAAGUGGAGAGUGGCCAUUGCCCCCACUGGGCAGCCAGCCCCAGCUCUGCCGAUGGCUGUGCAAACUGUGGAAACUCGCCUGGGGAGGACCGAGAACCCCUCAUGGCUUCCCCAAAAAGCGGACCUUUGCCCCAGUGCGCCUAUGGCAUGGGCCUUCCACCCGAAGAUGCAGCUGAUGGGGCCGGCCAGCCCACGGAUGGGGCUGACGUAAGGCUUCCCAGCUCGACGAGAGGAGGCCCUGGCUCUGGAAGUGCCUCCAGUGACCAGCCACCAGCAUCUGGUAAGUGGUGUUCCUGGUUGCCUGCUUCUGAGCAAAAGAGCUGUUCUUGGAGCAGUGUCUGCAGGCAAGUGUCACAGACGAUUUGGGGAAGAAAGACGCUAACAUGGGGAAGAUUCCACUGGAACCUUUUCUCCUGAUAGGCCUCUUUGCAGGCUGGGUUUUGAUUCAAUCCCCAUGUUGAGUCUGUGGAUUGUGCCCCCUGCCGUGUGACUUUGUCCCCCACCCCGGGGGCCGUCUCCUCGCUUCCAGGGGCCCCACGCCCAGCACUGACUCUCUGAAGGCCAUUUCAGCAUCGACCUCGGGAUUGGCUGUGUUGAGGCAUUCCCGCGGAUCUCUGGGUUUUGUUUUGUUUUUAAAGCAGCCUAUACCUCAAAUCUCCCCUGAGAGAGCUUUUAUAAUUGUCAGGGGGACAAAUGACAUUGUUUAGUUAAUCCUUAAUUAAUUAAUUUUUAUUCAGAGUAGCUUGUUGGUUCUAUACCAAAUUAAUGAUGCUGUAAAACUGUCCUUUCAUGCUUUAUAUGAGAAGCCCCUUUUACAACCACUGCAUAUAAUGUAUUUAUGGAACCAGGAGGAUCAUUUUACAAUUUAAAAUCAUUAUAGAGAUUUAUCGCUGCA